Molecule: messenger RNA, 1350 nt
Organism: Candidula unifasciata
Lineage: Eukaryota; Metazoa; Mollusca; Gastropoda; Stylommatophora; Geomitridae
Source: the annotation of a GenBank genome assembly
AUGGCGGCACCUAGCGCAUCGUUAUACCUUGCUCCUAGCGUGCCGUCGUCAUUAAACACUGGUCAGCCGAUGACCAACCACAGUAUGCACGGACCUCCUGGUCAGCAGUACGCUCACCGGGACAUGCCGGAGAUGAAGUACAUUCCAUCGCAACAUCACCAGAACGGACACAACCCGCACCUGGGUCAGCACCACAACCCCUGGUUAAAUGCGGGUGGUCACGCCGACGGUGGACACUGGUCAAACAUGGGCGGACACCUGCAUCAUCAAGAAAUGAAAAUGAGCAAUAAUAUGGAAGGUCACGGCGGCACGUUGCAUCACCGGCCCCAAGCGCAUCACCAGAUGCAGGUUGGUGCUCACAAUUGGCAGAUGACCAGUCUGCAGAACCUGUCUCCCCUUCAAACUGCACCUCAUCCCAUGCAACACCAGGGCUAUGUCAGUAUGAACGGAAUGAUGUCACCAACACAUCAGAUGCACCACGUUUUAAGAGACCCAGACCAUGAUCUUGAUCCGCAUCCUCCAUCCGACGAAGACGCCCCAACAUCUGAUGACCUAGAAGCCUUCGCAAAACAGUUUAAACAACGUAGAAUCAAACUAGGUUUCACUCAGGCCGACGUGGGGCUAGCCCUGGGAACACUCUACGGCAACGUCUUCAGUCAAACAACCAUCUGCCGUUUCGAAGCGUUACAGCUGAGUUUUAAAAACAUGUGCAAACUCAAGCCUUUGCUACAGAAGUGGUUGGAAGAAGCUGACUCCACCACCGGCUCGCCAACUAAUAUAGACAAAAUCGCAGCGCAAGGGAGAAAACGAAAGAAAAGAACAAGUAUUGAAGUGACUGUAAAGGGGGCAUUAGAAAGCCAUUUUAUGAAAUGUCCCAAACCUUCUGCGCCAGAGAUCACUCACUUGGCGGAUCAGCUGCAACUGGAGAAGGAGGUGGUCAGGGUUUGGUUCUGCAACAGGCGACAAAAGGAAAAGAGAAUGACGCCGCCAGGAAAUAUCGGGCCUAACGGAGAGAUUAUCAUGUCGGAAGGCAACGAUGACGGGUCGUCGGUGAACGAUGAAAGCCCACUCCAUGACUCCUGCAGCCCCAUACACAGCAGCGGUGGUGGAGGAGGAUCCCCGGUUAUGCCUAACUACAGCAGUUCCUUAACACCUCAUUCCUUGAGCAACCAUUCAGGUUCUUCGCCCAUGUCUCAGGUUUCCUCCUUGCUCUCAUACUCCAUGGGCGGCCAUCCGCACCUCCCGCACCAUCCCGUGUCUCACUCACCUCCACCGCACGUGCCGCACCACUACCAACUCCAGCCUCAACAUCAGCCUCUCGGAAUAAAACACUCGCCGUCGCCGCACUGA